Mytilus californianus (California mussel) is the source of this 5887-nucleotide messenger RNA. Its product is annotated as Krueppel-like factor 9. The transcript has 3 exons. NCBI's taxonomy places the organism in Eukaryota, Metazoa, Mollusca, Bivalvia, Mytilida, Mytilidae. The coding region runs from base 237 to 968 and encodes 243 amino acids. The record is from RefSeq and is a predicted model, not a curated record. Gene Ontology annotation, molecular function: DNA-binding transcription factor activity, RNA polymerase II-specific; RNA polymerase II cis-regulatory region sequence-specific DNA binding. Gene Ontology annotation, biological process: regulation of transcription by RNA polymerase II.
CGCCCACUGCACGCGGUAGCACAUUUAUGAGCGUUUCAGCUACUUAUUUUCACACAUUGGAACAUGAGAUAGAAGACAUUUGAUAGAAUAAUGAAGAAAAAAGUAUGGAACAACUAAAUCUUUAAACCAGAUCAAAACCUCCAACGAAGAAAGAGAGAAAUUCAUUGUCGUUAAAAAGACAACAAAGGCUUCUGAAACACAUUUGUUUACAUGGACGAUAGCUUGCCUUAUUCAGUAUGACAUUGGAAGAAAAGUGUAUCGAUUGUUUUGAUGACAAUUUAGCUGCAGAAUGUUUAGUGGAAAUGUCGAAUAAAGUAGUUUACUCAAGAGCAGAAUCAUCUGAUUCACAAAUUGAUGAACACGAGGUUGACUUGGUAACCAAUACAGAAACAGAUUCUUUGUUUUCUCUAGCAAGAGUACUAACAGAUUUAGGGCGAUACAAAAAGAAAAACACAGAUCAUGACUAUUAUAAAACGGAUCUCAAACCAGAACUCCUUCGAUCAUUGAGACAUGACGAAAAUUUUCUUGUCCGAAAUGACCAAAACAGAAGAUAUCGAAAGCGCGCUAAAAUGACCACGCCCACUUUAGAAGACAACAGUGACGAUGAAGAUUAUUUAGAAACGACUGGUAUUUCCUCAAGAAAAGUACACAAAUGUAUCUACAAAGAGUGCAAUAAAGUUUAUGGGAAAAGUUCUCAUUUAAAAGCUCAUCUGCGAACACACACAGGAGAGAAACCAUUUUUGUGCAACUGGGCUGGAUGUGGUAAAAAAUUUGCAAGAUCUGAUGAGCUAGCCAGACAUACAAGAACUCAUACUGGUGAAAAGAAAUUUCUGUGUCCAUUAUGUGACAAAAGAUUCAUGAGGAGUGACCAUCUCAACAAACAUGCACGGAGACAUCCAGGUUUUGAUCCUUCCAUGCUAAAAAAAAGAGCAAAGACUCUGCCAGAAGAGGCUUCAGCACUUUCAUGAAGAGAAUGAGAAUGUUGUUCUAAUACAAUGUAAUAGAAAUGUUUCUUAAAGACAUACCCCAUAAGAAUAGCAAUGCAAGUCAAAGAUAGCCAAAUAUAACUGUUUUGACAUUUUACCUGUGGUAUAUACAUUCUUGGCUUGGGACAUUUGUAGAAUUUAAGAUUUCUGUCAUGAAAGAUAAAGAGAAACCGAAUUUUUUAUAAUCUCAGUUUUUGAGGAUUAUAUUAUUAACAUGUGAUUUACAUGUAGAUCAAAUGUAGAAAUGUCCAAAUACACACAGUAAUACAAUAAAAUGUGUAUAAUUUUUAAAACAAGUUCACUUAACAAGAUACAAAAACUUGAGAAUGUGGCCAUGUGUGUUUAUUUUUAUGCGCCUACAAUAAUAGGCUGGCAUUAUGUUUUUCUGUCUGUGCGUCAAUGCGCUUUUUUCAUUUUAUCUUCUCAUUUCAGGAUAAAAUUUAGUUUAAGAUAGAUUUAAGUUUUGGUUUAAGGUAAUUUACAAUGAAGCUGUGGUCACUUUAACCUGAAACUUUUUACAUAUGUUCAGUAUGAUGUGAAAUUUUUACAAUAUAUGCCAAAUUACAGUUUUUACCUUACUGUUUACUGAACCUCGAAAAUGAUAGUGCUAGCAGGGAAUGGUGUCCUAUGGACACAUAUUUUUGUUUGUCUCAUUAUUUACAGUGAUAUUUAAGUCACUUUAUAACAAUUAUUUUUCUGUCUAUUGUUUCAUCUGGCAGAAUGUUAUACGACAGUGUUUAUUUUGUAGUAAUUAGAAAAAUAUGAAGUUGUUAGUAGUUAGAAUCCACCAUUGUGAAAUUCAAUAGGGGGAGUCUUUAUUCAGCAGAUAGAAUUUAAUUUUAUCAUAUUCAGAAUCAAUAUGUUCAUGUAUAACUGUGGAUAUUGUUGAAUGUAUGGGGUUGCAUCCUAUUAAAAAUAUAGAUAAGCAUAUAAAAAAUGUUUAAAACUGAAUACCAGUAUGUAGUUUAAAUUCAAAUUCAAAUAUAUUUCAUUUCCUACGUCAUGGGCCUAAGGUCACCAUAUAUUGAUUACUAUAUAUUUACUUAUACAAACAUGUACAGUGAUGUACAAAUAGUCUUUUCAACGAAUAUUUUUAAACUGCAAAUUUUCUGGUAUGGAUGUGUUGUUUUUCAUCUGUAGACAAAAAAUUAAAUUCACUUUUAUAAGUUUACUGAUGUUGUAAAGUGUAUAGUUUGUGACAGCUCUUUAGAUUACAAGCUAUAAGGGUGACAGUCUUGUAAAGUCAAUAAUUUCACAUGGUUCAAUGAAUUUCAUUCAAUUUGGAUGUGAUUUAUUCAUUUGUCUCCCCUUGACAAGAAUAUUGAAAAAUAUCAAUGGAUUUGCAAAGCUCUGAUUGUUUCUAAUCAAAAGGGACUGUUUCUAAUCAAAAGGGACUGAAUAUCACACUUUUAACAUUGUACAUAGAAUUUUGUUUAGUUUUCUUUCAAUUUGGAAAGAGAUUUUGAUGAGCGUCAUACCGAUUUAAAAAUUUCUACACAAGUUCAUAUAAACAUGUUAAAUUCAUGGCAUGCUGUGUUCAGUUUAACCAUUUAUUUCCUAAUUUGAUUUACAAAUAAAAAAUGAAAUUUUCCCCUAAAUCUCUGUGACUCUGUCAGAGGAUUAUUUACCCAAAUACCAAGAUAAAUUUUUACCACGCUUAUUCAAUUUUCAGAUCUUUGGAUAUUAUGAAAAAAAUGAGGUGGAAGCUUUUUAAAUGUUAUGCCUGUCGAUUUUAGAUAACUUUAACAGUUUCUUGUAACAAAAACAUUAUUUUUCCUGCUGAACUGAAGGAACAAAAUUAAUUUCUGAAAAAAAAAACUUCACCAAAAAAAGAGAAAUACAAGGAUUAAUAUGUGAUUAAUAUUUAAGUUGAUGUUGCCAUAUCAGGGACUAAAGUGUUAUUACAUAUUUACUUCAGCUUAUUUCACACAGCUAAAAAAGGCAUAUAAAUGGACAUGAUAUGAUAUUUGUUAAUUGAGUAUACAUGGUUCUGAUUAUAGAUGUGAUGAUUAAUAUUAUAUGUGAUAUAUGUUGAUAUGUUGAUCUGUUGAACUACCUCACACAGGCAAUUUUAGUUUUAUUCUUUUCAUAUCCCUCUGAUUUAGUUUUAACCACGUCUAACUGUAAAUUCAGAAAUUAUUGUGUAUGUUUAUUAUUACUGUCUGUAUCAAUCCUUUUUAAUACUAACUUUUCAGGAUAGUUUUGUCAAUGAUUAACAUAUUGUUAGUCUAGCAUGAUUAUAAUAGUGAAGAGCAAAUUUCUGAUGAAAAAUCCAACAUUAAUUUCUUUCGUAUUCCAUGCCACUUGAGCACUUUAUAGAAAUUCUAAGAUUUCUUCACAGAGAAAACCAAUCUCUAAUAUUGGAUCAGUUUAAUAAUUAUAAUUUUAAUGUUUUAUCUACAGCUCAUCUAAACAGAUUAUUAUUUCCUAAUUGCAACACAAACAUGCAGUAAUGUGAUGUUUGUAUAUUUAUAUUGUUUUAGAAACUUUAAUGGGAGAUAUUUACUGAUAUUACAAAAGUGCAAACUCACUUUUUUCCAACCUUCUUUUGAGCUGUUUUAAUGUUUGAUAGUUUAUUAAUUUGUAAAUCAAAACACCCUUUCCAAUCAGCAUUCUUUCCUUUUUUAGCUCACCUGACCCGAAGGGUCAAGUGAGCUUUUCUCAUCACUUGGCGUCCGUCGUCGUCGUCGUUAGCUUUUUACAAAAAUCUUCUCCUCUGAAACCACUGGGCCAAAUUUAACCAAACUUGGCCACAAUCAUCAUUAGGGUAUUUAGUUUAAAAAAUGUGUCCAAUGACCCCGCCAACCAACCAAGAUGGCCGCCAUGGCUAAAAAUAGAACAUAGGGGUAAAAUGUAGAUUUUGGCUUAUAUCUCUGAAACCAAAGCAUUUAGAGGAAAUCUGACAAAGGGUAAAACUGAUUAUCAGGUCAAGAUCUAUCUGCCCUGAAAUUUUCAGACAAAUCUGACAACCUGUUGUUGGGUUGCUGCCCCUGAAUUGGUAAUUUUAAGGAAAUUUUGCAGUUUUGGGUUAUUAUCUUGAAUAUUAUUAUAGAUAGAGAUAAACUGUAAACAGCAAUUAUGUUCAGCAAAGUAAGAUCUACAAAUAAGUUGUCAUGACCAAAAUUGUCAGUCGACCCCUUUAGGAGUUAUUGCCCUUAAUAAUCAAUUUUUAACAAUUUUUCGUAAAUUUUUGUAAUCUUUUACAAAAAUCUUCUUCUCUGAAACUACUGAUACAAAUUUAACCAUACUUGGCCAUAAUCAUUAUUAGGGUAUCUAGUUUAAAAAUUUGUCCGAUGACCCCGCCAACCAACCAAGAUGGCCGCCAUGGCUAAAAAAAGAACAUAGGGGUAAAAUGCAGUUUUUGGUUUAUAUCUCUGAAACUAAAGCAUUUAGAGCAAAUCUGACAGGUGGCAAAAAUGUUCAUCAGAUUUAGAUUUAUCUGCCCUGAAAUUUUCAGACAAAUCCGACGACCCGUUGUUGGGUUGCUGCCCCUGAGUUAGUAAUUUUGCAGUUUUUUGUUAUUAUAUUAGAUAUCAUUAUAAUAUCUAAUAUCUAAUACUAUUAAUUAUGAUUUUAACCUUAUUUUACAUGAUUUCCAAAGCAUCAGUACAUACAGGUGAGCGACACAGGCUCUUGAGAGCCUCUAGUUUAAUCAUUUGAAUAUUACUUCACACGAAAACAUGCAAAUGAUAACAUGACAAACAAUCUAAUAUAAUGGUGUCAGCAGUUUGGAAUACUCAGUAUUUAAUACUUUAAAGGUCAACAACAGAUUUUUAAAGCAAACUUGUCUUUUUUAAAUUUUGUUUCACUUCUUCAUGCACAUGCAACAUUACUCAGGGUGAAAAUAUAGUUUUCAUCGUCUUUUUUAAACAUUAUUUUGAUGGUUGGUUAUCACUUAUACUUCAUGUCAAAUGUUUAUGCCCAUCAGGCCCUUUAUUGGAAUAAAAAUAUUCAUCUUCUUCUUAUACUCAUAUUUAUUAAAGGAUUAAGUUAUUUUAUUUGAAUGAAAAUUAUGAUAAUUUUUGUUUGUUAAAUGCAAUUGUUCUGGAAAGGUACCAACAUGCACAUAUUCAGAAAGCAUUGCAUUUUACCUUCCAGUUGGAUGGCUUAGAAGUAGAUACCAUAUCAAGGAUUUCUCUGUCUGACAUUUUUUUCCUGUAGUUUUCUGUGAUAUUAGAAUAGUGCUUGAUCUUGUCAGAUUUAUGAUGGUCUCAAACCAUAAUGUCUCAUGUUUUGUUUUAUGAAAACCAAAGAAAAAACUUUUGUUUCAAUUCCUACAAAAUAUCUCAAUAAUAAGUUGAGGAUUUUUUUUUAAUAUUAGCACUAUAGUAAGUGUAUUGGGGAGAAAUUGUGACUGGCAAUUAAAUAAUGGCAAAGAUGCAGUCAUUUAAGUAACUGCAGUCUUAUCUAAUAUUUUCAUUUGGGCUGUGAAGUUGAUGUUUUACAGAUUACUGUAAUAACUUUCUUACUUAACAUUUUGUCUCUUGAAACAAACAGUAAUUAUGAUUUGUUUUGAUCAGUUAUAGUAGUGAUCUGCCAUUUUUGAAUCUCAAAAAUCAAAUAGGUCUAUAACUUACAUAUUUUACAUUUCAUAAUGAUAAGCAUGAAUUUCAGCAUCAGAUGCAUAAUGAAAGAUAAUACAUUACAUAGAAAACUAUUUUUACACAGUAAACCAUACAUGUAUAUUUUGUGUAAGAUAAACUGUAUAUUUUCCAUUUUGUGUAUAAAGAUAGACUGUAUUAUUACUGUAUUUGUGAUUAAUGAACAUUUUGUGGAAGUUAAACUGUAUUAUUACUGUAUUUGUGAUUUAUGAAUAUGUGAUAAAAGCUGUUUUCAUUCUGUACAUUGUUAAACAGUAAACAUACUUUUGAGAGCAAUAAACAAGACUUUAGAUUUGCUCA